AUGAAGAAUUCUCACGUCGAUUGGAACUACACAUCAGUGAAUGAUAAUUAUACUUCACAAUAUACAAAAAGUCGUGCCGUCGAGAUGACUAGAGGUAAAAUGUUAGGCGGCAGCAGUUCACUGAAUUUUAUGGUUUACGUCAGAGGGAACCCACAUGAUUUCGACGUUUGGGCUGACACUGUAAAAGAUAAAAACUGGAAAUACGAAAAAGUGUUACCAUAUUUUAAAAAAAGUGAAAGACUUACAGAUUCCGUUAUACGAUCGUCACAUUAUGGUGCAUAUCAUAACUAUAAAGGAUAUAUGGGAGUACAAAGACAAUACCACCCAGAUGUUGAUGGAUAUAUGCAGGCUUAUAAAGAACUGGGUAAUAAAAUUGUAAUAGAUACAAGCACUGGUGAUUUAGGCUACACACAGCCUUUAUUUACGAUUUCGGAUGGCACUAGACAGAGCACGAGUAAUGCUUUUCUAUCUCCAAUCAAAGAUCGGACCAAUCUGCACGUUUGGAAAAACACUCUAGUAACAAAAAUUAUUUUUGAUAGAAAAAAAAAUGCUGUAGCUAUUGAAGCUCUUACGAGUGACAAUAGAAAAUUAACAGUUAAAGCAAGGCGGGAGAUCAUUGUAUCAGCUGGGUCUAUCAAUACCCCUCAACUUCUAAUGCUGUCAGGAAUUGGCCCUAGAAAACACUUGCAGGAAAUGGCAAUUCCAGUAAUAUCAGAUCUACCAGUUGGAGAAAAUUUCCAUGACCACCAGGGAGUACCACUUGCAUUUAAAAUGGGAAAAUUACCUUCUUUUCAGCCCCCUCAAAAUCCACAUGAAAUUCCAGUACCAGUAAUUAUCGGUUAUGCUGCACUCAACAGAACUCAAAGUUACCCUGACUAUCAAAAUUUUGAUCUAGUCUUAAGAAAUCCAGCUUUUCUAUUAGGAUUUUGUACAUUUGUUUUUGGCUUAGAGGAUGCUCUUUGUCGACAGCUUAAUGAAUCAUGCGAAAGUCACGAAGUUUUGUUAGCCGUUCCCAACACAAUGCACCCAAAAUCUAGAGGUAAAAUCUUAUUGAAGAGUAAAGAUCCCAAAGAUUAUCCAUUAAUUCACGGAGGUUACUACUCCAAUCCUGAUGAUUUGGAAAACCAAGCCACUUAUAUUGAAGAUGUUAUUCGCGUCAUUAAUACAACCUAUUUUAAGAAAGCGAAUGCUGAAUUAGUCCGUUUUGAUUUACCUGCAUGUGCUGGCUAUGAGUGGGGAUCGAGGGAAUACUGGAAAUGUUAUUCUCGGGAACUGUUAGUAACUGUAUACCAUUACACGGGUACCUGCGCUAUGGGUUCAGUGGUAGAUUCUAGGCUACGGGUUAGUGGUGUAAGGCGACUCCGAGUAGUUGAUGCUAGUGUUAUGCCUUUUAUAACUAGCGGCAAUAUCAAUGCACCGACUAUUAUGAUCGGAGAGAAAGGUGCUGACAUGAUAAAGGAAGACAAUAAUAUUGUUUGUUCCUGUAACAAAUUCUUAUGA
Molecule: messenger RNA, 1500 nt
Organism: Diatraea saccharalis (sugarcane borer)
Lineage: Eukaryota; Metazoa; Arthropoda; Insecta; Lepidoptera; Crambidae
Source: the annotation of a GenBank genome assembly